AUGGGACGCGCCGAAAUAAUUCGUUUGAUUUUUGCGCAAGCCGACGUGCCGUAUGAAGACAUCCGGAUCAAAAAAGAGGAUUGGCCAACCAAAUUCAAGCAAAAGAUGCCAUUUGGUCAAGUUCCAGUUUUGGAGGAGGACGGCAAGAUGCUGUCCCAGUCAACAGCCAUCGCAAUGUAUUUAGCGAGAAAGUUUGGUCUGACUGGUGAGAAUCAGUGGGAAGAGGCACAGGUAGAAGAACUAUUCGAGGCCGCGAAUGAUUUAAUUUCGCAUAAGGAGCUAAUGGCCGAAUUUGAAAAAGAACAUCUUAUCCCGAUGUUUAAUCGGCUGGAAAACAUUCUGGUCAGGAAUGGAACCGGCUACUUUGUUGGCAAAAAGUUAACAGCAGCCGACCUGAAUAUGCUGUGCAUUUUUGGACUGUUCAGCUCGAUGUUUCCGAACUCAGCAGCUGAGCACACACAUCUUAAUCAAUUCAAAGAACGGAUUAUGGCUCUACCGAAGAUCAAGAAAUGGAUUGAAAUCAGACCUAAGACUGAUUUAUGA
Gongylonema pulchrum is the source of this 543-nucleotide messenger RNA. Lineage: Eukaryota; Metazoa; Nematoda; Chromadorea; Rhabditida; Gongylonematidae. The record is from the annotation of a GenBank genome assembly.